AUGAAUCUCACGCUCGUUACGUUAUUCACGCUCAUCAGCGUAGCAUUCUGUCGUAAUUACACUAGAUGCGGCACGCGUACACCACCUCAAUGGCACCUAAAGCAGCUGAAGGUUGUGGACAGCGAGACAAAUUCCCGCCUUGAACCUAUCGAAAUCACGACCUACGUUCACGUUGUUACUACCCCAUCGAAAAAGACGUCUGUUACGCCAGAGAUGAUAGUCACCCAGAUGCAGAUCAUGAACGAUGCUUACAGCCAAAUUGGAAUCUCCUUCACGCUUGGAGAUUUCGAUCUCACAGUUAACAAACAAUGGGCUCGAUCCACUCCCAUGCGAAACAUGAAACGCUCACUGCGAAAAGGCACAUACUCCUCCCUCAAUCUCUACUUCAUGUCAGACCUAAAGGACGAAGAUGGAAUCCCGGAUCUGCUCGGCCAAUGCGGCUUCCCUCAUGUCGAUGCCACUGCCUCAAUUUUCACCCUCGACGGCUGUGUCAUCUUGGCGGAUACGCUUCCAGGAGGAAACAAAACGGCAUACAAUCACGGCCUUACGGCCGUGCACGAGAUUGGACACUGGUUCGGCCUCUUUCACGUGUUUCAAAUGGACUCACACUUCAUGAGCCGGCCUUUGCUUCCUUGUACUGGCGUGGGAGAUGGAGAUCUGGUGGAUGACACUCCGCCUCAAUCGACGGCGACGAGGGGAUGUCCUGCGGAGAACACGAAGGACUCUUGUCCGAAUUUACCGGGAUAUGAUUCUAUUCAUAACUUUAUGGACUACUCUUCUGAUGCUUGCAUGAAUGAGUUCACGCCAGGACAAGGUGAUCGAGCUCGAGCUAAGUAUAGGGAGAUGAGGCUUGGGAAGUAG
This is a messenger RNA of Pseudocercospora fijiensis CIRAD86, 861 nucleotides long. RefSeq lists its product as uncharacterized. Gene Ontology annotation, molecular function: metallopeptidase activity. The record is from RefSeq and is a predicted model, not a curated record. The transcript is spliced from 2 exons. Lineage: Eukaryota; Fungi; Ascomycota; Dothideomycetes; Mycosphaerellales; Mycosphaerellaceae. Bases 1 to 861 code for a protein of 286 amino acids.